GAGAUAUUUUACCUCAAUUUUAUCUAAUUAAAAAUAUGACUUUGUUAAACAAAUUAUAAGUUUCUUAAUAAUAAUACAAAAAUGAAUCGAAACCAGAAUUCGCAUGGAUUAGCUCGAAAUUUAAUACCAGAGCAAGUAAUACAGAAACGAAAACGAAGAAGAAAUAAAAAUAGGAAGAAACCUCAAAUCCACGUAAUGGAUAGAAUCGAUUUACGAAAUUUAUUAGAUGGUGACCAGAAACGAAAAAAUACUUCUAAUAAACGUAGCCAUGAAGAAGACAACGCACCAACAAAAAGAUUAAAAAAUCAUCACGUGUCCAGUAAAUUGGAAUCUUCAUCAUCAUCUCGACUACCGACAUCACCACGUACAUCUAGCAAUUUUAAAUCACCACCAACAUCUCCACGUGCAUCUAGCAAUUUUAAAUCUCCACCGACAUCUCCACGUGCAUCUUUAAGUAAAAAUUUCGAUUCUGGUAGUAAUGCCCGAAAAUCGAAUAAAAUUUCAUUAGAAAAUCUUUCAAAUUGGUCAAAUACAAAUACAUCGCCACUGACAGCUAGUAGAAGACAUUCUGUUAGUCCCCGCCCAAAGAAAAAUAUAGCUGCACAAAGAUUAGAAAGUUUAAGAAAAUCACUUCCUGAAAAUAUACACUCCGCGACAAGUACUAUAAGCAAAACAGAAAAACAUUUAUCGAAUUCAUCAAGAUUACCAGAAAUAAAUUCAUCAAAUGAACAUUUGUGGAAUUCCCAAAGUCUAUCAGGGAGAUCGAAUCGAUCAUCUGCCAAUGAUCGAUUAAAUGCGUUAAGAAAUAAAUUAACAGUUCAAGCCUCAGAAACACAAAAUAAUAUCGAACCAUCAACCUCCACGGAUAAUAUGGAAUAUCAGGAAGAAAUGGAAUGGGAACAAGUACCUGAAGAGCAUAUUAUUAAAAACAUUGUAGAAAUUCGUAAUAGUGUACAAGAGAAUCCAAAUAUAUUCAAUGGACUUGAAUCAAGUUUUUGUUUUCAUGAUAGUUUGGAUAUGGUAUUUAAUGCAUCAAAUGUUCGAGAAAAGUCAAAAUUUAUAAUAAUUAUCGAUACAAAUAUAUUUUUAUCCGAUUUACAAAUCGUUAAAAAUUUACUUAAUUGCAAUUGUAAUGACAAUGAUUUAACUAUUGUUGUUCCGUGGAUGGUGUUUCAAGAAUUGGAUUUUUUUAAAACAAAAGGUGCGAAAUUAAAACAGAAUGCUCAAAUCGCUGUACGUUUCAUUAAUGGGGAAUUGGCAAAUAAAAAUCCAAAAUUAAAAGGCCAAACAGCGUUAGAAGCGGCUGAAAAUGUGAUAACAUGUCGGGGACCCGAUGAUAGAAUUUUAGAUUGUUCAUUACAGUAUAAAAGUGACAAUAAUAUAACUAUAAUUUUAUCAAACGAUAUUAAUUUAAGAAAUAAAGCACUUGUAAAUAAUAUUGAAGCCUAUUGUAGUGAUGAAAUUCUAAAAAUAAUAGCAUCGAAAAUGGAAAAUGUAAAUAAAAUAUCUGUGCCAGUAAUGGAUAAAGACUUAGAAGAAAAAUUUCGACAAUUUCAUAAAAUAUUAAGUAAUUUUUUAUUGAAAAUGUUAGAAAGAGAAAUGUACAUAGCAUAUGGUGAUUUGUGGAAAAGAAUGGUGCAAUUUAAAACUACAUGGACCGUACCAACAAUAAUCAAAUGUAUACUGAAAUAUUGGAAAUCAGUUUUUAGUUUUGUAUAUCCAAAGCAUUUGCGACCAUGUUUAUCACAACUAUUACAAUCUUUUGAUGAUUGUGAGUUGAGUGAUCCAGACUUAAAAAAUUUAAUAGAUACCGCGUUAGCGGUUUGUUUACAUUUGCAAAAUAUAUCUGAAGAAUAUUUUCAAAUUAUUUUGCCUAUUAUAAAAGAGCUCAAAAAUCUAUUAUGA
Messenger RNA from Chrysoperla carnea, 1905 nucleotides. It is a transcript of the gene Swt1, whose product is annotated as transcriptional protein SWT1. The coding region runs from base 82 to 1905 and encodes 607 amino acids. The record is from RefSeq and is a predicted model, not a curated record. The transcript has 9 exons. Gene Ontology annotation, cellular component: nucleus. NCBI's taxonomy places the organism in Eukaryota, Metazoa, Arthropoda, Insecta, Neuroptera, Chrysopidae.